AUGCGUGGCCUCUGUGCAGCGGUUGCGGUGGCCAGCCUUCUGGGCGCCUGUUCGGCGCACCCGGCCUUGCGUGAACGCGCCCUGACACCAGAUGGACGGGCGCCUGGCGAGCUGUCGGAUCACCCGGCCUUGAAGCAGCGGACACCCGGUCCGCUGGAGGAGCGCUCGGUGGUCAAUGUGGCGUACCCGGACGGCACGGCGGUGGGCCUGACGGUGGGCAGCAUCGAUUCGUUCCGGGCGAUUCCGUUUGCGCAGCCACCGGUGGGCGACUUGCGGCUGCGACCGCCGUUGAAGCCGGACGGACCACUCGGACAGAUCGACGCGACGCAGCUGCUGGGCCCGAGCUGUCCGCAGAUGCUCAUCUCGACAGGCUCGAACCAGCUGCUGUUCGACAUUCUGGGCGACCUGGUGGACGUGCCGAUCUUUGAGCAGGUCGGCACCGAGCAGGAGGACUGUCUGACGCUCAACGUGCAGCGGCCGGCUGGCACGACGUCUGGGGCGAAGCUGCCGGUGCUCGUCUGGUUCUUCGGCGGCGGCUUCGAGUUGGGGUCCAAUGCCAUCUACGACGGCAGCGACCUGAUCGACAUGGGCGUCUCGAUCGGCCAGCCUUUCCUCUUCGUGGCCAUCAACUCGCGCGUCAACGGCUUCGGUUUCCUCGGCGGCAGUGCCCUCAAGGCCGAGGGCUCGACCAAUCUCGGCCUCUUGGAUCAACGGCUCGGCCUGCAGUGGACGGCCGACAACAUUGCUGCCUUUGGCGGCGAUCCCGACAAGGUCACCAUCUGGGGCGAGUCGGCCGGCUCCAUCUCUGUGCUCGACCAGAUGGUUCUCUUCGGCGGUAACAACACGUACAACGGCAAGCCGCUUUUUCGCGGCGCCAUCAUGGAUUCGGGCAGCAUCGUGCCGGCAGACCCUAUCGACGGUUCCAAGGCCCAGGCCAUCUUCGACAGCGUCGCUGCCGAGUCGGGCUGCGGUGCCGAGGCGGACGAUGCUGCCACCCUCGCCUGUCUGCGCGCAUGCCCCUAUGCCACGUUCCAGAAGGCCGUCAACUCGGCCCCGGCCAUCUUCUCGUACAACUCGCUCGCUCUCUCGUAUCUACCGCGGCCUGAUGGCACCGUCCUGACCGACAGCCCCGACCAGCUUGUGCUUAGCAACAAGUAUGCCGCCGUGCCCAUGAUCAUCGGCGACCAGGAGGACGAGGGCACACUCUUUGCCAUCCUUCCCAUUAACGUCACCGAUACUGCUUCCACGGUCGAGUAUCUCAGCUCGCUCUAUUUUCACGACGCCACCAAGGAGAAGCUUACUGAAUUCGUCGAGACCUAUCCUGACGACCCCUCUGCCGGCUCGCCCUUCCGCACCGGCGUCUUCAACGAGCUUCGUCCCGGCUUCAAGCGGCUCGCCGCCAUCCUCGGUGACCUUACCUUCAAUCUCAGUCGCCGCGCCUUUCUCGCUGGCACUUCACUCCUCCGCCCCGACGUGCCGUCUUGGUCCUACCUCGCCUCCUACGACUACGGCACCCCCAUCCUCGGCACCUUCCACGCCACCGACCUGCUCCAGGUCUUCUAUGGCGUCCUGCCCAAUUAUGCCAGCAAGAAUAUCCAGACAUACUACAUCAACUUUGUCACCAAUCUUGAUCCCAACGUCGGCCACAAUGCCACGCUCAUGGCUUGGCCCCAGUGGUCCGCCGGCCAGAAUCUGAUGCAGUUCUUCAACGACCACGCCAGCCUGCUCGCCGACAGCUUCCGCUCCGCGAGCUACAAUUUUAUCGUCAAUAACAUUGACAUCUUCCGUAUCUGA
Grosmannia clavigera kw1407 is the source of this 1794-nucleotide messenger RNA. Its product is annotated as carboxylesterase, type b. NCBI's taxonomy places the organism in Eukaryota, Fungi, Ascomycota, Sordariomycetes, Ophiostomatales, Ophiostomataceae. The coding region runs from base 1 to 1794 and encodes 597 amino acids. The record is from RefSeq and is a predicted model, not a curated record. The transcript has a single exon.